AGUUAUCGGAAAGAAGAGCCUCUCUUUUGCACUGCUAUAUGAAUUUGGCUACACUUUGUUUCUGCCUAUAAUCCUCACCUAAGCUCAAGCCAAAGCAACUUUAGUGCAAAUCUUUAAGACAACACACUGACAUAGAAUGAGUAAACGGUAGCUCUCUUCCCUAUAAAGUUUAUUGACUGGUUUCUUCUCUCUCAUCUGCACCAAAAACGACAGUUUUUCUUUUUCUUUUUCUUUCGAAAAGAAAUGAGUUUGGUGACCGGCCUUACUGUAUUUACGAACUACAUAAAAGUUUAUCAACUAUAUAUGUCUCGUGGACCUGUUGGAGACACUAGCAAGCAAACAUUUUCGUCUGGGACUCCUCACUUUUUCAAGAUUAUUCUUGAACAGAUUCUUCAAGGGAACUUGCUUCAGGUUCCACAAUAUUUUGUGAAAAAAUGUGGAGAAACUUUAACUGAAUCAGUGUCUGUUAAACUUCCAUGUGGUUCCAAAUGGACAAUGAAGUUAGAAAAUUACAAUGGGAAAUUUUGGCUACAAAAGGGUUGGCCAGAAUUUAUGAAGCAUUAUGCUAUAAAAAGAGGCUAUAUGCUAACUUUUAGAUAUGAUGGGAAUUCUGAGAUUUAUGCUGUAAUAUUUGAUACAAAUACUGUAGAGAUAGAUUAUCCUCCUAUCCCUAUUCAUUUUGGUAAGUCUAACAUCGAUGGUGAACUCCGAGCUCCCAAGAGGGAAGUUAUUGAUGACAGCAUUGAUAACUUGGAUGAUAUCUCUCCAUGCCACAAAACAGGACUAAAAUCCUCAUGUUCUCAGCCUCCUAAGAGAAUGAAAACUAGUUCUACAGGGAAAUUCGAUUCACCUUCGAAAAGUAAUAGAGAUAAAUCUGCCACUACCACCACAAAAAAGAUGAAAUAUGGGAUUCCUAAAAUUAUUAAAGCAUUGGAUCAAAAUGAAAGACUUGCAGCUCUGCAGAGGGCUAGUGGUUUUAAAUCUGAACACCCAUUUUAUAAGGUGGUCAUGCAACCAUACUAUCUCGUUGGUAAGAAAUUGACAUUUUCAUGCAUGUUUGCAAACACAUAUCUCAACAACAGAUGUUAUGAUGUAACCCUCAAAGUUCCAAUUGUGAAGAAAACUUGGCCAGUGAAGUACACUUAUAGAGAACAUAAGAGAGCAAAACCCAGACUCCUAGGUGGUUGGAAAACAUUUGUUCAGGACAAUAAUUUAGAAGUAGGUGAUGUCCUUGUGUUUGUUUUGAUUAAGGAGACAAAUGUUUCAUUUGAGGUGGUAAUUUUUCGUGCUGGAGAAAGCUCAAAAGGUUCUGUGAACACAUCUAGAAUACCCAGCUUUCUCAAUAGUUCUCCUGAAAUGCAUCAACAUAUAAGCAAAUCAAGUCAGAGAACAGAGCCGCGACUGGUUGAAAAGAAAUUUCCCUUGACUUUCGAUGAAAGAGUUAAAGUUCUUGAGAAAGAUGCUAUUGAACAUGGAAAGUCUUUCUUCAAGAUUGUUAUACAACCAUCAAAUAAGUGUCAUGUGCAUGUACCAUUCGACAUAGUUGAGAAACACAUUAGGAAUGAAGGUGAUGUCGUUCUUUCAAUUCCAAAUAGUAGACAAUAUUGGUCUGCUCAAUUAAGGAAGAGGAAGAGCUACAUAACUGGGAAUUCCUCAGCUGUUAUCUUUAAUGGUUGGAAAGAAUUCAUGGCAGACAACAAUUUGGAAGUGGGUGAUGUCUGUAUAUUCGAGCUUCUUAACGGAACUGAAAUUUGGCUUCAAGUUUUGAUUGUCCGCGUUUCUGAUGAUUUAUAACACCAAAGGUCUCAAGACAGUAACUCUGUAGAAGGUGAGAACAAGCCAAAGGAAGAUGAGAGAGUGAAAAUUGGAACAGAUUCAUGAGAUGCGAACAUGUAAUGAAACUACUGACCUUUGAAAUGAAUAUAUGUGUAAGCUUACUUAGAUAUAAAGAACACCUGUUUCUCAUAUUAGAUGUAUAUACUGUAAAAUCAAUAUUGUCGUUGUUUGAUAUAUUUGUCCCAUGUAAGGUUAUGUUUGUCGUUUGGUAAGAUAUAUUGUUUUGUUA
This is a messenger RNA of Humulus lupulus (European hop), 2065 nucleotides long. RefSeq names its product B3 domain-containing transcription factor VRN1-like. The transcript is spliced from 8 exons. Gene Ontology annotation, molecular function: DNA binding. The record is from RefSeq and is a predicted model, not a curated record. Bases 244 to 1794 code for a protein of 516 amino acids. NCBI's taxonomy places the organism in Eukaryota, Viridiplantae, Streptophyta, Magnoliopsida, Rosales, Cannabaceae.